GAAGUUUGCUUUACAAAUCCGCAGUCGAAUCAGGAUCCGGGUUGGUUCGACAUACACGCCCUUGAGCCUCAGGAGGCAAGUACAAACAUAAGCCGUCGCGCCCUUCAACUGCACUGAGAAAGGCUUCCACAAAGCUCCGCAACCAUGACGAGAGUAUCGUGCAAGUACAGUUGCUAUAAAAGCUGUGCACCAUCUUCACGUUUAAGUCAAACACGACAUCUCUGCAGCUACGCUUCUUCGCAAUUGUUCAUCCUCAAGUCUGAGGGAAAUUCGCCAAAGAUAUAUAUCACAUACAAUCAUCAUGUCAAGCGUUGAUGCCGACGCCAGAAUCGCGAGUAACGGAUGGGCGGCCGUUCCACGAAGCCAUUCAAAGGCUCUCGAUGAUGUUAAUAAGAACCAGCAUGCCACGCUCGACCUUGACCUCGUGAAGGUGCCUGACACCGAUGUAGCCAAGGAGGUGCUCAAGUAUGCGAAGGCCACACUGCCAGAGAGGACGUUCAACCAUAGUAUGCGCGUCUGGAACUAUGGAAAUGCAAUCGUGCAGACGCACUUGCCGCAUCUUACGCCUCUCCUCGAAACGUAUUUCCUGACCUGUCUCUUUCAUGACAUUGGCACCACACCAGAGCACAUGAAAGGCACGCACUUAUCGUUUGAGUACUGGGGUGCUAUGAAAGCAAGGUCGUUCUUGAGCGAAAAUGGCGCACCCAGCGAUCAAGCUGAUGCAGUUUGCGAAGCUAUUAUUCGCCACGCGGAGCUGGGUGAGAUAGGGAUGAUCACCAGUCUCGGAUUGCUGAUCCAGUUGACAACAUCAUUCGAUAACGCAGGCGCCAACCCGUAUCUCAUCGCGACCGAGACUAUCGAGAAGGUCGUGGCCAGGUACCCGCGCAAGGGAUGGUCGUCGUGCUUUGCUGCUUGCAUGACCGCCGAGAUGGACUUGAAGCCGUGGUGCCGCACCACCGCUCAGGAAGGAUUCGUGGAGAGUAUUGCCGGGAACGAGUUGAUGGCACCUUACGACAAGUAAACGUGUUUAGCUGGCCAGGCACACUGGUGGGCUGGGGUUCUCAAGCAGCAAUGACAGAUUGUUCUCACGA
This is a messenger RNA of Boeremia exigua, 1091 nucleotides long. RefSeq lists its product as uncharacterized. The record is from RefSeq and is a predicted model, not a curated record. Bases 302 to 1021 code for a protein of 239 amino acids. The transcript is spliced from 3 exons. NCBI's taxonomy places the organism in Eukaryota, Fungi, Ascomycota, Dothideomycetes, Pleosporales, Didymellaceae.